Messenger RNA from Anguilla anguilla (European eel), 2933 nucleotides. RefSeq lists its product as uncharacterized. The transcript has 20 exons. The record is from RefSeq and is a predicted model, not a curated record. NCBI's taxonomy places the organism in Eukaryota, Metazoa, Chordata, Actinopteri, Anguilliformes, Anguillidae. The coding region runs from base 164 to 2311 and encodes 715 amino acids.
GUCAUUUCCUGUCUCGUUUAAUAUGCACUCUAUGGUUCAUGACGUAUGUAGCGGCAACGGCGCUAAAAUUAAAGGAAGAUAAUUUUGGUAGUUGAAUUAAGGAAACUUGCGAGCUGGCAGUCUCACUCCUUCGGUCAAUGAUUGGCGAAAGUGUCCCAUAAAGAUGGACCAAGAAAACAUCAUUAUUAUUGUCAGUGAUGAGGAGGAUGAUUGUACUACACUGCCUUCGGACGAAUCUUCUGUGUUGUUCGUGGAUGAAUUUGCCAAGAAUGGAGAUAACCCAACACCAGAGGAUGACAAUACUAGUGAGAUUGUGGAUGAAGACUUGGCAGUAACUUUCUCCAAAAAGGCAGCUGUCAUGCCACAUGCCAGAUAUGACUGCAGUAUCCAUCUUUUCAAUCCAAUGGAGAACAACACCAGUAAUCCAGUUGACAACAACAAGGCUUUCUGUGAGCAGUGUUUCUGUUAUAUCUGUGAUAAGUUGGCAUCAGAGUGUAUGUUGUGGAGCACCUCUGGAAUCUGCCAUUGCAAUGCUCAUAAACGAAGUGUGUUCUGGAAGGACCAGAGGGAUAAAGCUGUUCUUGGAUACCUUCAUGUUUUUAAUUUUGAUCUUCUGGAGGUAGAUGCAGAACUGAGACGUGCUGAGUCUGUUCUACUGAAGUUUGAAGAAGUUUUGAAAGUGGAGUAUUGCACAUUUUUGAAGGGAGUGAAGACAUCGUUAUCAGAUAUUGUCAGUUGUGGCUGCUAUUGCCAUGCAGCCAAUUCGUUCACUGCAGGAUGCAAAAAAUGCAAAUCCAGACACGUGGAUGUGAUGCUCUACGACUACUCCAGAGUAUACAAUCUUGUGUCUGAGUUCCUGGAUAAAGCUGACAAAGAGAAGCCCAGAACCGCUGCAGUGAUGUUGCUUGGAGCUGCCAAAAAUUUUAUUGUUCAUACGCAACCAACAGGCAUCCCAAAUACAGAUCCAAAAGCAUACGUUUCUGAUGCCAUUCCUGUAUUAUUGACAAGGGUGACAAAUGCUCUGAGGAACUUGAUGGUGGUUGGUGACUUCAGUGCUUCGUUCUCAAAGAAACUGCAAAACUUCUUUCAGUCACUCCCACUGCCGGUGAAAUGCAGAUGGCUGAGCGGUCGUCUGAAUGUGCUCCAGUGGGACGAUCCUCUGCUGGUGGCUGUGCUAAAAGGGCAGAACAUCACAGGAGAGCGAGUCCUAAGAGGGAAGAGAGAAGUCCUUUUUGAACCAGUGGUUGCUGUACAGGCACGUGUGGAGAAACUGAAGGAGCAAAAAAGGUACAGGGAGCUGGCAAGGUAUCUCAAGGUUGUGAGGAGCGACAACAAAAUGCUUAUACAGAGUAUGAGAGAUCACGUCCCCUUUUUCUUGUGCAAGGCUGGCGACUACCAUACAGCAUUACAGAGUUUUUUCAGUCCAACAUCAGAGAUGUGCUGCAGUGCUUGUCGACUGACUCCCAACCAGUUUGCCAUUUACUUGAGGAUCCUCACCACAGGAAAAAUGCCAGUUGGAAAAGAUCCUUUUCUGUCAACAGAGUGGGAGACUGUCAAAGAUGCCAGUCUUCCAAAGACAUCUGAGAUUAUUAAGUGUGCUUUGAGGAUUUUGAGUUGCAACACAGCAGUGUUUAUGGAUUCAGAGCCGUGGGUGAACCUGAUCAGUGCGGCGUGCUGUCCAGUAAUGGCUGAAGAUGGCUCUCUUACAUGUGCCUCGUUCCCUGUGCCUGACAUUGAAUUUCAGAUGAAGGCAAGGGACAUGGCAACAGCCAUUCUCCAAGAUGGAUCACAAAUCCAAAUUCCAAAAUCAUUUCAAUAUAGGUUUCCAGACCAGGCUCUUCUGUUGCUAGUCACACAGUCCCUAGUGCAAAGGAUUCUCCACAGUGGCAUGAUCAAUAUCCUCAACAUCGUCAUAGCUUUCAAGGCAAAUGCAUGGGCCCUGAAGUGGUUCUUCCAUAGCCUCAGUGCCAGGCCUGACAUCCUGCAGGUGUUCAUUAAUACACUUUUGGAAGAACUGUACAGGGAAAAGCAUGUACACACCUACCGAAAAAGGGACAUGUCGGAGCAUACCCUCAUCGCAGACUUCUUCUUCUUCUACUUGCUGGACAAACGUCCACUUUUAUUUUCAGUCAACCAUCAAAUCCUUGAUGACCUAUUAAAUCAUUGGAAUGAGCAUGAUUUCCCAUGGCAGUACUACCUCAGAUGCUUCCUACAACAAUAUGAGCUUGAUCUUAUGCCUGAUAAACGCAGGUUCCUUGAGCUCAUCAGGAUGAAGAAAAGUAUAAAUGCAUGUCCCCCACAGUUGCAGUAAAACAGCAUCCAAUGGAAUAAGACUCAUUUUUACUUUUUUUUUUAAAAGCACAUUCAAUCUUUUAAAAAGGCUUCCAUUCAAUCAAUCAAUUUGCCCUUAACUUUGGCCGACAAUUGAGUUUUCCUUUGAAGUUCAGCAAUAACUGAGUGUAUCAAGAAAAGGUGCAACUCUUACAUUUACUUGUAAGUCAAAGUUAAGGAUGUAUGUUUAUUGAAUAUGGGCCAAAGUUGUUUGAAUGUUGACAUUUUUGCAACUUGCAUUGAAUAACUGCAACCAUAUUGAUGUUGCAUUUUUGUUGCAAUCACUGUUGUGAUUUCAGUGUUAUGGAACAUUGAGUGCUUUCUGUUGAACAACGUAUUCAUUAAGUAUGGGGAAUUGUAUAGUUUUAGUUUAUUUCCUUUAACAUUGCAUUGAGAUUAAUAAUAAACCUGGAACCAUGACAAUAGUUCACUUUUUUGUGAACUAGGACUAUACAUAUUUUUAAACUUUUGUUUCUUUUCUUUAAUACUUUAAUGCCUGCACAUUUUUUCUAAAGCUAUUUGUGGCAUAUUGUUGCAUUUGGUGAAAUUGCAUUGUGAAUUAAUUGCAUUGUAAAAACUAUUAAAUAAUAUGUGACCAAAAA